This is a messenger RNA of Sorghum bicolor (sorghum), 1048 nucleotides long. Its product is annotated as DNA-binding protein MNB1B. The transcript is spliced from 7 exons. The coding region runs from base 232 to 708 and encodes 158 amino acids. The record is from RefSeq and is a predicted model, not a curated record. Lineage: Eukaryota; Viridiplantae; Streptophyta; Magnoliopsida; Poales; Poaceae.
GCGGAAUCGCAGAUAUGCCCUUGGGCCACGCCUUCCUUCUUAUCCCCUGCGCCUGCCCUCCCCCCUCUUCCUGCAGCGUCCGUCGCCCCCUUUCCCCUCCCCAUCCCCGCGGGCCGCCAGAGGCAAAUUCGACCUCGAUUCGUCCCCGCUUCGCCCGGCCGCCAGCGGGAUUCCCUCCGCCCCGCGCGGAUCUGACCGCUGCGCUCCGUCACCACGCCGCUCCAAUCCGCCAUGAAGGGGGCCAAAUCCAAGGGCGCCGCCAAGGCCGAUGCCAAGCUGGCGGUGAAGAGCAAGGGUGCGGAGAAGCCCGCCAAGGGCAGGAAGGGGAAGGCCGGCAAGGACCCCAACAAGCCCAAGAGGGCUCCCAGCGCUUUCUUCGUCUUCAUGGAGGAAUUCCGCAAGGAGUUCAAGGAGAAGAACCCUAAGAACAAGUCUGUCGCUGCGGUGGGAAAAGCUGCCGGUGACAGGUGGAAAUCCCUCAGCGAAUCGGACAAGGCUCCCUAUGUAGCCAAGGCUAAUAAGCUCAAGCUAGAGUAUAACAAGGCCAUUGCUGCCUACAACAAGGGCGAGAGCACCGCUGCUGCUAAGAAGGCUCCUGCCAAGGAGGAGGAGGAGGAAGACGAAGAGGAGUCUGACAAGUCCAAGUCGGAGGUCAAUGAUGAGGAUGACGACGAGGGUAGCGAUGAGGACGAAGACGAUGACGAGUGAUGGAGCUUGCUCUGAGACGAUGGACCAUGCUUUGUCCAACAAUGGAGCUGCGACAGAAAGGCCCUGUGGCGAAAAACUAUAAGGAGCCUAUAUCCAUGUACUAGAAUUAUUCAGUUUCACUUCACAUCGUGAUGUUUUUACUUUUGUCGUGCUAUAACGGAUAGCGCUCCUUGUUGGCGCCACCGGCGGGUGGUUUUGCUUCUGGUCUGGUGUGUGGCCACACUGGACCAGCAGAGACGCCCGCUUGUACCUAGAUUACUGUUUCCAUUGUCGUCAUCGGCUAACAUUGUGAUAAUAUCAGUUUGGGUAAUGUUAGAUUAAGUAAUCAUUGUGUUCGAUA